CUUGUUAAUUGUUUCAUGAACCCUCCACUACUCGCAGUAGCGCAUCCUGCCGCUAGGUGGCAGAAUAACACGCUUCCAGCUUCCCACGAAGAAGAAGAAGAGGCGUCAACUUCCGGGUUUUUAAACAGCUUGCUAGCAACGAACAUCACAACUUCUGCUGCGACCGAAGAGCUUGUUUUGUCUGGGAUGGGAUCCCCAACAAAAGAUGCAACGCCACACAGAACCAACACGCGUACCCCUGGUCGAGAAACUGACUCCCCUCUUCCCCCUAUCCAUGAGCGGCUCGGGUACCUGCGUCCCUCCAGGGAGCUGCUGGAGUACUACAGAAAGAAGAUCGCCCAGUUUGACGGGGAACAUGAGGAGCUGCUGCAGAUGCUAGAGAAGUACAAAGGCAUCACAGAUGACCAGCAUAAACUGCAGUGGGAGGUUCGCCAGCGCGAGGGGGAGAUUGCGGAGCUGCAGAACGCUCUGAGUGACAUGCAGGUCUACCUUUUCCAAGAGAGAGAACAGUCUCUGCGGCUGUACGCAGAAAAUGACAGGUUAAAGAUCAGAGAAUUGGAGGACAGGAAGAAAAUCCAGCAUCUUCUGGCCCUGGUGGGUCCUGAUGCAGGAGAGAUCACAUACUUCCACCGGGAACCUCCUCACAAGGUGACUGUCUCACAGAGGAACGUUGAGUCUACACUGGAUGACAAUCUCAAUCUGAGGCCAACAAAGUUAAAGCCAGCUGCGACCAGGAAAGAGAGUGGCAGGAGAACAAAAUCAGUAGACGGAGUAAAUGGAGAGAGUCUGGAACAAUACAAGAGCGAUAACCAGACAUUGCUGCUCCAGGUGGAGGCCCUGCAGGCUCAGAUGGAGGAACAAACCCGUCUGGCCAAAGAGCAGGUAGAGUCUCUGCUGGAGGAUCGACGGAUCAAAACAGAAGAGGCUCAGGCUCAACAGCGCAGAGAUCAGGAGCGAAUCACUGCACUCAAUGACAAGCUCCAGCGAACCCAGAACCUGUUGUAUGGGAGCACCAAAGAUUUCCUACAGCUAAAGUUUGAAACACGGGCUCAUGAGAAAAGCUGGAUGGCGGAGAAGGACCGGCUGCUGCGGGAUCUGGACUCCUGCCACAACCGUCUGAGGAAGGCUGGUCCUGCCGGCACAGAGCCGGGCCGAACGUGGCAGCCCAGCAGCAGCACAGCGCUGCUCCUUUCUAAGCCUCAGCCAGAGUUUCAACAAACAAAUAAGGAGGAGCUAAAGGCAUUGCAGGAGGAUCUGAAGCAAGCCCACCGUCUGGCAGAGAUGUACAGGGAGCAGUGUAUCACUCUGGAGACAGAACUGUCACAAAUCAGAGAAGAAGGGGACGUGGGCAGGGAAAUCUUUAAGGAGCGUUCAGACAAAAUGGCCAAGCGUCUUCAGCUGAUGACUCAGCGUUACGAGGCGCUGGAGAAGAGGAGGGCCAUGGAGGUGGAGGGCUUCAAGACGGACCUGAAACAACUCAGACAGAAAUUCAAAGAUGUAGAAAAACAACUCAUCAAGGCUACUCUGAAUAUUGGGCCCAACCAGGACUUAGCCAUCCUGCAUGAGGUACGUCAAACCAACGCCAGAACAAAGAAGGUCCAGGGUGAGCUGAUGACGCUGAAGGCAAAAAUCUACGGGCUGGAAAAUGAGCUGCGAUUUAGUUGAGGACUGGACUGUGAUGACAAUCUGUUUAAUACAUGAAAUGUUUGUGCCACUGUGUGUACUGAAACUUAGACUGAAUGUUAUUUCUAUUUUGUACUUUGGACUAAUAAAAAUGAUUUGCUUCAAGGUUUUUAAAUGAA
Molecule: messenger RNA, 1802 nt
Organism: Acanthopagrus latus (yellowfin seabream)
Lineage: Eukaryota; Metazoa; Chordata; Actinopteri; Spariformes; Sparidae
Gene: ccdc77
Product: coiled-coil domain containing 77
Exons: 12
Coding region: 16-1665 (549 amino acids)
Cellular component (GO): centrosome
Source: RefSeq, a predicted model, not a curated record